This is a messenger RNA of Aspergillus pseudonomiae, 1644 nucleotides long. RefSeq names its product Alpha/Beta hydrolase protein. The transcript is spliced from 8 exons. The record is from RefSeq and is a predicted model, not a curated record. NCBI's taxonomy places the organism in Eukaryota, Fungi, Ascomycota, Eurotiomycetes, Eurotiales, Aspergillaceae. Gene Ontology annotation, molecular function: carboxylic ester hydrolase activity. Bases 1 to 1644 code for a protein of 547 amino acids.
AUGCGUCUAGUCUUGCUUCAUUUUCUCAUAUACUAUAUUGUGCAGAUCAUUGCAUUAGGAGAUAGCCAAUAUGAAUCACAGCCCAUGGUGACAGUGAAGAAUGGCACUAUCCUUGGAAGUAAGAAUAACCCGGAAGGAAUCCAGCGAUUCCUGGGCAUUCCCUAUGCACAACCACCGAUAGGACCGUUGCGACUGCGGCAGGCAGUGCCGCUUAACGCAUCCUUUGGGACACUGAACGCAACUACUAUGAGUCCAGCGUGCUAUGGCAAGUCCAACUCGAAGUACCAACAGAGCGAGGAUUGUCUUACAUUGAAUGUCUGGCAGCCUGAUGAAGUGGGAAAGAACGCGUCUUCUCCACUGGUGCCAGUCUUGGUAUGGCUCUAUGGGGGUGGGCUCACAGGCGGAUAUAUAGGGGACCCACGAUUUGAUGGAGCCAAUAUCGUCGCGCUAUCCGCCCAAAUCAAAAAGCCAGUCAUAUUUGUCUCGAUUAACUAUCGCCUUGCAUCCCUAGGGUUCUUAAACGGACGCCAGAUGGCGGAGCUCGGUCUGCUGAACAUCGGCAUGCUGGAUCAGCGACGGGCAUUGCAUUGGCUACAGGAAAACAUUGCUUUCUUUGGUGGCGAUCCCAAGAAAGUAACGCUGUUCGGAGAGUCAGCUGGAGCCGUUUCCAUCUAUUCGCAUAUGAUGGCCUAUGGUGGCCGUGAUGACGGCCUAUUUCGGGGGGCCAUUCUAGAGAGUGGCGGAGCGUUUCCCCUCACGCUGCCAAAUACGACUUCAUUCCAGCAGACUUUCGAUAGUUUGAUCACAAAUACCUCCUGCUCCACGUUGACUGGAUCGACUGCAGCUGAACAGUUAGACUGUAUCAGGGCCCUGCCAAUUGACACGUUCCUUUCAAGCGUUGGCGACGCAACGGGCCAGUCGAUUGACGGAAGCUUCACGACUACAUCUGUGCAGUUUGCGUUUCCCGCAGGGGAAUAUGUAAAGGUGGCUACUAUUGUAGGGACCAAUACUGACGAGGGGACAACUUCGGCUCCAACUGGAAUCGACUCCAUGGAUGAAUUGAUGGACCCCUUAGCUGAUGGUUACUUUCGGCCAGAACGUCUGCCCGACUCCAUGGUGAAAGAUCUGCUAAGCCUUUACACUAAUGAUCCCCGGGAAGGAUGUCCGUAUAACACCGGGGACGUUAUGUUAAGUUCAGGCAUAUUAGACAAGAAGGCUUGCUCGAUAUUUGGUGACAUGGUGCAGAUCGGUCCAGCAAGGAUGAUUGCCGAAGAACUUACAAAACACAACGGCGAUAAGCCUGUAUAUCGCUAUCGGUUCAACCAACUCCCGGCUAACAGUUCGGAACCAUCAGCAGGGGUCACGACCGGAACGGAAAUCCCUUAUAUUUUUUCCAAUCUCAUACCCGACGUUGCAUGGGAAAGGGCACUCGCCUCAGAAAUGACCAAAGCCUGGGUCUCCUUCGCAUACGACUUGAACCCGAAUGCUAAUGAAGAUACCGCGCUGCCUUUCUGGCCUGUAUAUGGCGAGAAUAAAUCGAGUAUGGUUUUCAAUGCCUAUGGCUGCACAAUCGAGCACGAUACAUACCGGCCUGGUCAAAUAUCCUACAUCAUUGGCCACGUCCUGCGUUACGGUGCUAGGUGA